AUGGAAGUUUUGAGGGGAACUUGUGAUAUAAAUCAUAACCGUCACUCAAGAAUAAAGCCGAAACGUCGCAGUUUUAACUGCUUUUCAUGGUAUAUUAUAUUUAUAACCGUUUUUAGCACUGCUUGUGUUUUUAGUAUUUGCAAGAAUGCGAUUGUAAAUCAUGUAUCUUUCGGGUUGACUAUAAAUAAGGGUUAUGAGAUAGCUGAUGAUGGUAGUUUCAUAGUUGUAACUUCCAGUGGACGAAAGGUUUGUGCAAAGACAUAUUUAAGGCCAUAUAAUUUGGAUUGUUCACAUGUAUGGAUACAAGGGGAAAAUAAACAACGUAUAUCAGCUUUGAUUAUCUAUCAUAUCGAUGAAGUUUUAGACACAGAAUAUACAUAUGGCAAACCGUAUGACUCGGAUUUUUUUCUCUUUAGCCAUGGGAAUAACACAGACAUUGGACAUAUGUUUUACCUUUGCUUUAAGCUAUGCCUAAUGCUUAAGGUUAAUUUGGUAUCAUAUGAUUAUAGUGGUUACGGUUAUAGUACAGGAAAAACAACGGAACGCAAUUUAUAUGAAAAUAUAGUCCUAGUUUAUGAUUAUUUAGUUGAACAAUUAAAGGUUGAAUCCAAACGUAUAAUUUUGUAUGGAAACUCUAUAGGAUCAGCUACAUCGUGUUAUAUUGCGAGCCAUCCGGAUUUAUACCCUAUUGGGGGAUUAAUUUUGCAUUCACCGUUGGCUUCUGGAUUAAGAAUUUUUUUCAAAUCUAUUUCAAAAUCGCAUUGGUUCGAUGCUUUUAACAACAUCGAAUUCCUUAAAAAAUCUUCUCUGAUUCCAAUAUUUAUAAUACAUGGAACUUGCGAUAGCCAAAUUCCACUUUCUCAUGCCAUACAAUUGGCAUGCAUUGUCAAGGAAAGACAUGACCAUUUGAAUAACAUAAUAGAGCCCACCAUAGAACCCAAAUCUGACCUUGAAGCUGAGGAACGUAGUAUACAUAAGAAUACAGAGUCCGUGAUUUUUUCACCUAAAAGUCAAUUUAUGCACAAGAUCAAAGACUAUGAUGUUUCAAGUUAUACCGAUAAAUACAUAAGGACCUGGUGGGUUGAGGGCGCUGAUCACAACAAUAUCGAAGUUAAAUACUCUGGAGCAUACUACGAACAGCUACUCAGCUUUUUAGAUCUAUGCAGACACUGGAGAACUAGCGCAUUAUAG
This is a messenger RNA of Theileria equi strain WA, 1191 nucleotides long. RefSeq lists its product as hypothetical. The record is from RefSeq and is a predicted model, not a curated record. The coding region runs from base 1 to 1191 and encodes 396 amino acids. Gene Ontology annotation, biological process: proteolysis. The transcript is spliced from 2 exons. Gene Ontology annotation, molecular function: serine-type peptidase activity. Lineage: Eukaryota; Apicomplexa; Aconoidasida; Piroplasmida; Theileriidae.